AUGACCUCCCAGACAGUAUUUCCCAGCUCUGAGCCCUGGUACUCCCGACGGGGGGAUCGGGUGAACGAGGAACCUUCAGCGAAGAACGCCCAGGGCUUGUUCCCUCCUGAUGCCUGCAUCUUUGUUGGCAAUCUUUCAACCAAACUAAGCGCCGAGGAGCAGAGCGACUACUUAUCGCGCGCGUUCUGGAAAAUCGGCCCUUGCUAUGUCAAGAUCAAACAAGACAAGAAGAAAGGGCUUCCUGGGGCCUUCGUGCAGUUUGAGUAUGUGGAACAUGCCGCAACGGCACUGCAAUGGGAUGAGUUGCUUAAACUGGAUGGCCGCUGGCUACGGAUUGAGAGGGCAAAAGGAAGACGAACGGCAUGUCUUGGAUUCCGCUCCGGGGAGUCUAUCUCUAACGCUGAGGUUGAUAACGCACUGAAUGGACGUGGCCCUGUGGAGCUCUACACUCUUGAACGCUACCAGUCUGGACCUUACAGCUGGUGCACAGUCUGCAGAGUUACUUUUGCCUAUGUGGAUGAUUGCAGGGACGCUAUCAGGCAUUUCCAAAAGGACGAGACAUACUACAUGGUUCUUCUCGACAUCGACGGCAACCCACGCGCGAAACAGUCAAAUAAAUCUGCUCAGGAUCUGAAGAAAAAGAACUGGGCGCCUCCUCCUCCCUUUCCUCCUGGUCUUUCUGGGAACAAACCACCCCGAUUCAACAACAACCGACCCUACCGCAACGGGCCCAACAAUCCAAGAGGCUACAAUGGCCCUCCACCACCAAUCUACAACGAAAACAUGCCUCCGGGAGGCCCAUACCCUCCUUAUGGUCCACCGCUGCAUCCUCAAAUGUACCCCGGGAUGCCGUUGUAUCCCCCCAACGUGCCUCCUCCGAUGCAUCCCCCAGUCUCCUACCCGGCAGUCUAUCCUCCAGCCAGUGGCUGCGGGCCUGCUUCUCCAUACUAUUACUACCCGCCGCCAGGCCCCAUGUACAAUCCCGGUCCGCCUAUUGCAUCGUCACUGCCGGAUAUGAACGGCGGUGCUAUGAUUGUCAACAGUCAGCCUAUGCCCGUCAGCAUGCCACCACCUCCUUAUUGUGACCCCUAUGCACCUGACAUGGGAUAUCCGCCAUACCCUCCACCAUAUACGAUGCCUGGCCCAGCAGAUGGAUACUACAUGCUUGCCAUGAGCCCUGAGGGGUAUGGCCCGAGCAUGGAGUACCGUUUUGCACCGUCCGGCAACAACGACACAAGCUCUGAGAAGACCAAUGGAGGAACUCCGCCUGAAGCAUCGGAGAAGGAUACCGAGAAAGACAAGACCGACGAACCAGAGGUUGAUAUAUACAAUCUCCCACCAGAGAAAGCGCCCCGCCUCAUUAAAACGCACAACUCGGACUCGAACUCGAACUCGGACUCCUCGGACGCAGAGGAACAGAAACAAGAACAGGAAGAGAAAGAAGACCGACCCUCCCGGCGCGAAAAAAGGCCCAAGAAAUUCACCGUCCUCGACACCGUCGUCGAAGAAACAGAAUGCCUCCCCCACUCGUCCUCGGAAUCAGAAGUCUCCCACUCCCCAUCCUUCUCCUUCUCGCCCUCGCCCCCGCUGAACGAAUCCCGCAACCAUUCCAGCGAGCCUACCUCCUCGCCAGACCCCACAAACCCCCAUCUGCAGCGCAAGGGCCUGGCGAGCAAGUACCAGCCCGCGAGCGGGAUCACCGUUGAGGAGUACGUGCGCAACGAGGCGAAGACGAAGGCUGCCUGGGCGGAUCUGAGUGAGGAGCUUAUUGCGCAAGUGAUUGGGGAGUUGGAGGAGGAGAGGGUGGAUGAUAAGAAGGUCGCGCAGUCGCUUAUUACUGCUUCUGCGGGUACUUCGAGGAGUUGUUCGUUGACGAGGACUGCAUCGUCGAAGUCGAUAUAG
Molecule: messenger RNA, 1902 nt
Organism: Penicillium riverlandense
Lineage: Eukaryota; Fungi; Ascomycota; Eurotiomycetes; Eurotiales; Aspergillaceae
Exons: 5
Coding region: 1-1902 (633 amino acids)
Molecular function (GO): RNA binding
Source: RefSeq, a predicted model, not a curated record